Messenger RNA from Racocetra persica, 1758 nucleotides. The record is from the annotation of a GenBank genome assembly. NCBI's taxonomy places the organism in Eukaryota, Fungi, Glomeromycota, Glomeromycetes, Diversisporales, Gigasporaceae.
AUGUUACAUUUUCCUGUUUACAAAUUCAAUCAAUUUUCUAGCAAAUUCAAUCAAUUUUCUAGCAGAUUUGCACUAAUUUCAUCCCUGCAUCGAUGCUAUCUGCGACAAUAUCAUCCAUCAAAAAAGGCUUUGGGGACCGUUGUAGAAACUGACAGAGAUCUAAUAUUUGAAGUUUUAAGCACCGUCCCUAGCCGAAAAGAAGCACAAUCUUUUCUUAAACGAUUUACAAUACCUUAUACGAGACCACCAAUUCCUAAGCCAAAAGUUGCCAAAGUACCUUCAACCGACAAAAGAUCAUCAUCUGAACUCACAGAAAGUGAUACCAACCAACAAGAAUUACGAAAGGAACAAUUUAUCGAUUCAUUAUUCUCAACGAAUUUUGAUCAUGUUGCUUUGAUCAAAAUUCAGGGUCCAUUCACUCCUUUUAAUCUGAAAUCAGUUGCUAAAUCAUUGGUUCAUUUACAAAAAUUGGGAUUAAUGUCAAUUGUGGUCUUGGACAACGAUAAUUGGAAAGAAAUGUUAAAGGAAGGUCCAGCUCGAUUCAAUGAAUUGAAAAAGUGGAUGUUGGAGGAUGCUACAAAACUUAGUGAAGCAAUUGAAGUCUCUGGCGGAAAAUCAACCCCUAUUUCUGAUGGUGUAUUUACACUUACAAAUAGUCAUGUUCCUGAAAAGAAUACAAAUAAUCAUUAUCAAUAUUUCAAGCUUCCUGGGCGAACCUUAGCAACUGAUGCCGGCGCAAAAAUAAAUGUUUCAUUGCGUUGGCUUAAAUGGUGUUAUAAUCUGGGACAAAUCCCACUAAUUCUUCCCAUAGCUCUUGAUGGAUUACUAAUCCAGCGAACUAUUCCUGCAAAUUCUGGAAUGAUUGAGUUAUCCCGUACUAUAUCAAACCCAUCCAAUGCAGAUUCGUUGAAUCUAAAAACUCCAGAGCUAGAACCAAUGAAAAUAAUUGUUAUCAACUCAGAAGGUGGAAUCCCAUCUGAGGAACGUAAAGGAGCUCAUGUUUUUAUCAACAUCCAACAGGAAUAUGAUUAUUUAAAACAAAGUUACAAGGUCAAUCCAGAAUGGAAUUACACACAUCCCACUGGCCUUGAAAACUUAGAACUAGUAAAAUCUUGUUUAGAAAAUCUUCCCCCUACAUCAUCGGCCAUCAUGGUUCCAGCCUAUUCUUCUGCCGCAUUAGUAUCUAACCUAAUAACUGAUAAACCACGAUUUUCAUCGUCAUUACCACUUACGGCCUCAACAACUCCAUCGACCCCUAUAACAGUUUUACGAUACGGUGCGCCAGUACUUUUUCAUCACUCACUCUCUACCAUCAACAUACCUUCUUUCCAAUCACUAAUUGAGGCAUCAUUUGGUCGCAAAUUAAAAAUCGAUGACUAUUUAUCAAGAUUAGAAAAUUGUUUAGAUAUGAUUAUUGUCGUUGGUGAUUAUCAAGGUGCGGUUGUGGUUACCAUGGAGGAUGCUGAAGGGAAUAAAAAAGGUGAUUUACCUUAUUUGGACAAAAUUGCGGUUGCACCCAAUUCUCAAGGAAUGGGCAUUGCCGAUAUAUUAUGGAAACAAUUACAAACAAAUUAUCCAAACUUAUUGUGGAGAUCGCGAGAUGAUAAUAUAGUUAAUACAUGGUACUUUGAAAGGUCAGACGGUAAUUUUCGUAUUCCGGGUACUCAUUGGGUUAUGUUUUGGUAUGGUUCUGAUGCAAUCAAUAAAUUACAUGAAUAUGCCAAAGUCUUUAAAAGGAUUCCUGCAUCAUUUUUUUAA